Oncorhynchus gorbuscha (pink salmon) is the source of this 3684-nucleotide messenger RNA. RefSeq lists its product as uncharacterized. NCBI's taxonomy places the organism in Eukaryota, Metazoa, Chordata, Actinopteri, Salmoniformes, Salmonidae. The transcript has 12 exons. The record is from RefSeq and is a predicted model, not a curated record. Gene Ontology annotation, biological process: positive regulation of transcription by RNA polymerase II. Gene Ontology annotation, molecular function: DNA binding; transcription coregulator activity. The coding region runs from base 160 to 2778 and encodes 872 amino acids. Gene Ontology annotation, cellular component: mediator complex.
CUUCCUGAAUGCAGACAAUACGAACGUCCUUCAUAUGAGAUAUAUUUGAUCGUCAUUACUUACUAGCUAGUAGUUGUGUAAUAAAAUCGUGUGUGCGAGACUGGUGUUUUGGUUUACGUAUCCUCUAGUUUUGUUAGGAACGUGCGCUGGGUAAAGAGAAUGUUGAGGCCACGGUCACGAUCGCCCCACUAUUCUCACAGAGUUAGUCCGCGCAGGCAGGAUGGUCGGCGGUUCCCCUGGGACGACCCAGACUUCAACCCCCAGCAGGUGCUGGCUGACCUGGGCAGGCUACCUGGGGAGGAUCAGUGGGUUCGCUUCAUGGACGAGAUCCACCCAGAUGGCCCAGAGGGCCACAUAAGACCUGUUUCCCCAGGCCUCCACAGGCUUGACCACCACCUCCCCCCAGAGGAAUUCCACCAUCGCAGAAUCCCAACGGCACCUCACGAGCUGGGCUACGCCGAGCACAGAAGACUCUCCCCCCAUGAUGGCAGAGGGGGUGGCAGGGGAAAAGGAAGCGGGAGCGAAGGGCUGCCCCACUCUCCUCAGAGGCUACCCAGAGAGAAGCUGCCAUCACUGGCCCCGCAGCACCCUCACUACAGUCCUGACCACCACCAGAUAGUGUCCUCUGCAGGCUGGAGAAGAGAAGACCAGAGCCAGGGAAGGUCCAGGGACCGCAGCCCCAGGGAGAGGGUUCAGGGUGGGGGGAAGGGGGGGGAGAGGAGGGGUGGAGAUUUUCCAGGUCCCUAUGGAGACCGAAGCAGAGAUGACAUGCAUAGAGAGAAGAGCACCAUCUCUGACCGGAACCGGAGGGAAGCUGAUGAAGCGGUGCAUCCUGGGUACGGGAAGGAGACAGAGUUUAGGGUGCGCCGCCCCUCGUUGGAGAGGCCCCGGGAAGGGUACGGAGGAGGAGGGCCACGGGGGCGCAGGGGCCCCUCAGGGAGCCACGAUGGCCGGGGGCCUGGAACCCUCAUCGUGGAGCAUGACCAUGGUAUUAUAAACAGCAGAGGGCCAGAACUCUACGACAACCAGAGGGGCCGUGGCCCCGACCAGAGCCCAAGCCACGACCGAUUCAGUCACCGUCAUCACCGGGCCAGAGCCACUGAGGAGCGGUUCAGGAAGUCGGGUAGCAGGUCCAAUACCAAAGAAGAGGCCAGGGGUCGGCUUGACCAUGAGGAGAGGAGAGGCCCUGUCCAUGAGGAGAGGAGAGGUCCUGUCCAUGAGGAGAGGAGAGGUCCUGUCCAUGAGGAGAGGAGAGGCCCUGUCCAUGAGGAGAGGAGAGGCCCUGUCCAUGAGGAGAGGAGAGGCCCUGUCCACGAGAGGAGAGGCCCUGUCCAUGAGGAGAGGAGAGGUCCUGUCCAUGAGGAGAGGAGAGGCCCUGUCCACGAGGAGAGGAGAGGCCCUGUCCACGAGGAGAGGAGAGGCCCUGUCCACGAGGCGAGGAGAGGCCCUGUCCACGAGGCGAGGAGAGGCCCUGUCCACGAGGCGAGGAGAGGCCCUGUCCACGAGGAGAGGAGAGGGCCUGUACAUGAGUCCAGGAGAAGCCCUGAUCGUCAUGGGAGAGCCAGCCCCAUGGGCUUCCAAGAUAGAGGUAGUCCCACAGAGCCCAGGGCCAGAAACAGUGCAUUCCGAGGGGAGAGGGGGGCCCCAGCCCAGGGUGGCAAGAGACAGAUGGGGCCCUCCAUGAACCAGCCCCGGCCUCUAAUUCAGGGAAUGCAGGGGUACCGACCCCGGGAUGCCAUCCCCCAGCAGUCCCCUCCGGAGCACCAGGGGUACCAACCCAGGGGAGGCAACUGGGACAUGGAGCCCAGAGAGGAGGUGCCCGGUUGGGCAGAGGUGAGCGACAAGGAGCCCCGCUGCGAGAAGGACCGGGGACCAGGGCCGCGAGGAGGCCGUCCGCCAGCACAGGGCAGGAUGGAUCCUAGGAAACCUCAGCAUAGUGAUCUCAACCCCAACUGGAACCAACAGCAGAACGAUAUGGGAAUGCCUCACAUGGGCGCCGGCGAGAAGGAGACGCUCACCAUCAAGGUGGACAUGAACCGGCCUGUGGGCCAGAACAGCCAGCUGUGCUACUCCUCAGACCGACAGCUGUCGCUGGAUCUGGUCAACGUGGGCCGCCAGCGCCUAGACUUCCUGCCCAUGCUAGAGCAUUCUGGGACGUACCGGGAAUCCGCAAUGCACUCUGGGACUUUCGCCCAGGAGAUCAUCACCCUGGUGCACCAGGUCAAAGAGCAUUACUUUAGAGAUGAUGGUGUGACACUGAACGAGCGUUUCUCUGGCCCCCAAGAUGGAGGUCUGCCUGAGGAGGAGGAGCAGGAGGAAGAAGGACCAACUCUGAACAGGCUGUUCAACAUGAGUAUGUCAGAACCUGAUAUGGAACCUGUCUUCUCUAAAGUUGGCCGCAUGCAGAGGCAGCAGCAGGCAGUGAGAGAUCCCGGAGACCUGAGACAUGACCUGGAGAGGAGGAGACAGGAGAGGCUGGAGGGAGUGAAGGUCACCAUACCUGGAGGCAGGCUCUCACAGCACCCCCUGGCUGCCGGGAGUGACCAUCAGGGGGGGUAUGGUAGAGAGGAAGACGAGGAACAGGAGGGCUUUUCAGGCUGGUCAGGCCCACCACGGAGAGGGAGGAGGUGGCCUGGAGAAAUGGGGGGUCAGAGGAGAGGUGGCAUGAUUAGACAAGACAUGGGAGACCAGCAAAGGAACAACUGGCCUCCUAAUAGCCCUUGCAACCUGCCUGGAUCAACGAGACAACAGAACCACAAUAUUAACGGUGCCAACUGAUGAAUGGAAGCUUGGAGCAAUCCAAAUGGAGUCAGUGGUUAACUGUUGAUAGGCUGUAUAUAUUAUAGAUCACAUUGCUGCAGACUGACCACAGCCUGAACCACGACCACCUGACCAACUGACAUUCUGUACCACGCUGUCAAUGUAAUGCCCAUGCAAUGUAGCUGCUCUCCUGACAGAGAGAGUAAUGUGGUGGGGAAGUAAGAUGGCCAACUGAUAUUUAAAGAUGCACUAUGCAUAAAUCGUUCCACCAUUUCCUGGUUGCAAAAUGUUUGCCUAAUUUCAGUUUGUUACAAAACGAGCAAGUAUAGUGUAGAGCAGGGGUAGGUAACCGUGCUCCUGGAGUCCCGCUGGUACUGCAGGAUUUUGUUCUGUCUAGGCACCACACCUGACCAACUGACAGGGCCGGCGGCAGAACUAUUCAGUUGGACCGGCCUUUGAUAUCCAUAGGCGUGGCAUGUUUUUUCCCGGGACCACCUUAUGUGUGCAUCCUCUUGCAUGUUCAAAUUGUAAUAGUAAAGACCAUAGGCAGCUGGUGAGUUUCAAGUUUGUGGAUGUUUCCAAUUUACCCUAGCAUUUCUACCGUUCUUAGUGCCAGUUAUGGUAAUUGUUUUAUAUGCACAUUUUUGUGCAACAGUUUCAUUUCAAUAUUUUAUUUUCUCAGUCAUUGUCACGUGGUUAAUCAUAAAAAUCUGAAAUAAAAUGAUAAAAAUGUCAAAGUUAAAAUUGAACUGAGGUGAGAGCAGCAGCCUCUGCCAUAUGAACACAUUGAUACACUGUGAUCCAUUGGCAGCUAAAGAAAUGAGCUCAUAGAACUCAGAGACAGCCUAUAGGCCAAUGCAGCAGUAGGCCUGUAACCUUAAUCUCAAAUAAGUAAAGCUGACAAAUAAAAACAGUAGAAAAUAA